AUGGUUUUGGAGAUGGAGGCUUUGGCUCGAUAUAGAGAAAUUGUUCCUCAUCUUCGUCUUUCCGGUCCUACAUCAUUUUCUCCAAUAAUUGAAAUGGCCACAACCAUUGUUGAGCAAAGCGGUGGCCAAUACCAUGUUUUAGUAAUAAUCGCCGAUGGACAAGUCACACGAAGUGUUAACACUGAAUUUGGUCAAUUAAGUACCCAAGAGCAGAUGACUGUAGAUGCUAUUGUGCAAGCCAGUGAAUUUCCUUUGUCUAUAAUUCUGGUCGGAGUUGGAGAUGGUCCUUGGGACAUGAUGAAUGAAUUUGAUGACAACAUUCCUGCUAGAUCUUUUGACAAUUUCCAGUUUGUCAACUUCACUGGAAUCAUGUCAAAAAAGAUCAGUCAAAGCAACAAGGAGACAGAGUUUGCCCUUUCAGCACUCAUGGAAAUACCUUUGCAGUACAAAGCAACAUUACAGCUUGGAAUACUGGGGCGUCGACUUGCAAAGUCUCCAGAGCAAGUUCCACUUCCUCCUCCUUUCGCAAGUUAUAAUACCACCUCAAGAGCAGCACCAUCUUGGGCAAAUAACUUCCAAAGUGUGCCUUCUAAUCUUAGGGAGGAGGCAACUUUAGAUUCAACAAUCACACCGUCAGUUACACCCCCACCAGCUGCAGAUGCUAGAGCAUCGGAACUCCAAUUCUGCCCAGUUUGCCUUGCCAAACCCCGGGACAUGGCAUUUGGUUGUGGUCAUCAGACUUGUUCAGGGUGUGGACCGCAGGUCGCGGACUGCCCCAUCUGUCGAAGGCCAAUUGAUACAAGAGUAAAACUAUACUAA
Messenger RNA from Triticum turgidum subsp. durum (durum wheat), 819 nucleotides. NCBI's taxonomy places the organism in Eukaryota, Viridiplantae, Streptophyta, Magnoliopsida, Poales, Poaceae. The record is from the annotation of a GenBank genome assembly.